GAGCUAUAAGCGGCGCAGACGCGAACCGACGUUUCAUCUUCGCCAUCAUGGCUGAUGAAACGGCCAAAGCGCAGGUUGCCAAGCCCGGCGGAGACACGAUAUUUGGAAAAAUCAUACGCAAAGAGAUACCUGCCACGCUGCUCUAUGAAGACGACCAGUGUGUGGCCUUCCCUGAUAUCUCCCCUCAAGCUCCCACUCACAUCCUCGUCGUCCCAAAAAAGCCAAUAGUUCAGCUGUCACAAGCGGAAGACGGCGAUGCUGCAUUGUUGGGCCACUUGAUGAUAGUCGCAAAGAAGUGUGCUCAAGAGGCGGGCCUGUCCAAAGGCUACAGGAUUGUCAUCAACGAUGGACAGGACGGAGGCCAGUCGGUCUACCACAUCCACCUCCAUGUCCUGGGUGGACGCACAAUGAGGUGGCCCCCCGGCUAAGCUGCAUCUGUCCGCACAGACCGUCCUGCCAUCAUUAUUCACGUCUGUUGUCUGACAACCAGUCCUGUUAGAAUUAAACUUUAUGGUUUGUCAUGCGGAAUAAGAGUCAUACUCAAAACAUGGGAAUUCAUCAAUGAUAAUAAACGCACGUCACAACAA
Messenger RNA from Larimichthys crocea (large yellow croaker), 587 nucleotides. It is a transcript of the gene hint1, whose product is annotated as histidine triad nucleotide binding protein 1. NCBI's taxonomy places the organism in Eukaryota, Metazoa, Chordata, Actinopteri, Sciaenidae. Bases 48 to 428 code for a protein of 126 amino acids. The record is from RefSeq and is a predicted model, not a curated record. Gene Ontology annotation, molecular function: catalytic activity. The transcript has 3 exons.